This is a messenger RNA of Adineta steineri, 1605 nucleotides long. Lineage: Eukaryota; Metazoa; Rotifera; Eurotatoria; Adinetida; Adinetidae. The record is from the annotation of a GenBank genome assembly.
AUGCCGAAUAAAGCACCUCCAUCUCUUCAUACAUUACCCAUCGAAAUAAUCUAUUGUAUUCUCGACAAUCUCGAUCGAUUAGAAAUACUUCUAUCAGUUCGUGAUGUAUGCACACGACUGAAUGCAGUUACGAACACUUAUCCUCGAUAUAAGGAAUUCACUGAAUACAGUUGCUGUCAGUAUCAAUUUGACACUCAAAAACUACAGCAUUUAGCAAAUUCAUUACGGAAUAAUACGACCCUUAUAACUCUAAAUCUUAGUUCGAAUCAUCUUGGCGAUGAAGGCGCACAGCAUCUGGCCAAUGCAUUGCAGAGUAAUAAAACACUCACUACUCUAGAUCUUGCAAGGAUAAGUAUCAGCGUUGAAGGCGUUCAGUUUCUAACUAAUGCAUUACAAAACAAUAGAACACUUACAAGCUUCAGUCUUGAUUACAACCAGAUCCGUGCUGAAGGCGUACAGCAUGUAGCUAAUCUGUUACUCAAUAAUACAACACUUACAACUCUAGAUCUUGGGCGCAACCAGAUUGAUGUUGAAGGUGCACAGCAUCUCUUCGGUGCAUUGCAAAACAAUACAACACUUACAUCUCUAGACCUUUCGGGAAAUGAGAUUGGAAAUGAAGGUGUACGGCAUUUAGCCUGUGCACUACAAAAUAAUAGAACACUUACAACUUUAAAACUCGGGCGAAACGAUAUCAUUCACGAAGGCGCACAAUACCUGGCUAAUUUAUUACAUAAUAACACAGUACUCCUAGAGCUCGAUCUUCAUUCCAACAUUAUUGGUGAUAAAGGCACAAAGUAUCUGGCCAAUGCCUUAGAAAAUAACAUAACACUGACAACUCUACAUCUGAAGGACAACUAUAUCAGCGCUAAAGGCGCAGAGUAUUUAGCCGAUGCAUUACAGAGUAACCAAACACUCAAAACUCUAGAUCUUAAGGGCAAUUAUAUCGACGACGAAGGCGCAGAAUAUCUGGCUAAUGCAUUGUAUAAUAACAGAACACUUACAAAUCUAAAUCUUGGAGGGGGAAGUAGCAUUGGCCAAAAUUGGAAGCAUCGGGAUAUUGCAUCUCAAAAUAACAGAACACUUAGAAAUUUAGGUCCUGAAGAAUACACAAUCAGCGAUAAAGGCGUACAGUAUCUGGCUAAUGUAUUACACAACAAUACAACACUUACAAGUUUAAAUCUUCAGUGGAAUCGUAUCGGUGCUGAAGGCGCACAGUAUCUAGCUAAUGCAUUACAAAACAACAGGACACUUACCAUUCUAAUUCUUUCGAGAAAUAGUAUCUAUAAUAUAGGUGCACAGCAUAUAGCCGGCGCACUACAAAAUAACAAAACACUCACAACUCUGGAUCUUGCUGAUAACGGAAUCAGCGUUAAAGGUGGACAGAGCUUGGCUAAUGCAUUACAAAAUAAUACAACACUUACAACUCUAGAUCUUGGAAGCAACUGGAUUAGUACUGAAGGUGCACAGCAUGUAGCUAAUGCAUUACAAAAUAACAAAACACUUACAAUUCUAGAUCUUGGAGAUAAUAAAAUGGGCGAUGAAGGUGCACGCUUUCUGGCCUAUGCACUACAAAAUAAUAAAGUGAGUCACACUUUUGAAUCAUGA